AUGUCUCUUCCCAGUGAUUUCCUGUGGGGUUUCGCUACCGCUGCGUACCAGAUCGAGGGUUCCGCUGAUGUCGAUGGCCGUGGCCCCUCCAUUUGGGACACCUUCUGUGCCAUCCCCGGCAAGAUCGCUGAUGGCAGCUCCGGUGCCGUCGCUUGUGACUCGUACAAGCGCACCAAGGAGGACAUUGACCUCCUGAAGUCGUUGGGCGCCAAGGCCUACCGCUUCUCCAUCUCCUGGUCCCGCGUCAUCCCCCUCGGUGGCCGCAACGACCCCGUCAACCAGAAGGGUCUUGACCACUACGUCAAGUUCGUCGACGACCUCCUCGAGGCCGGCAUCACCCCCUUCAUCACCCUCUUCCACUGGGAUCUCCCCGACGCCCUCGACAAGCGCUACGGCGGCUUCCUCAACAAGGAGGAGUUCACCGCCGACUUUGAGAACUACGCCCGCGUCCUCUUCAAGGCCAUCCCCAAGUGCAAGCACUGGAUCACCUUCAACGAGCCCUGGUGCACCUCCAUCCUCGGCUACAACUCUGGCUACUUCGCCCCCGGCCACACCUCUGACCGCACCCGCUCCGCCGUCGGCGACAGCGCCCGCGAGUGCUGGAUCGUCGGCCACAACAUCCUCAUCGCCCACGGCAAGGCCGUCAAGGUCUACCGCGAGGAGUUCAAGCCCGUCAACGGCGGCGAGAUCGGCAUCACGCUGAACGGCGACGCCGUCCUCCCCUGGGACCCCGAGGACCCCGCCGACGUCGAGGCCUGCGACCGCAAGAUCGAGUUCGCCAUCUCGUGGUUUGCCGACCCCAUCUACUUUGGCAAGUACCCCGACUCGAUGCUCAAGCAGCUCGGCGACCGCCUCCCCACUUUCACUCCUGAGGAGGUUGCGCUCGUCAAGGGCUCCAACGACUUUUAUGGCAUGAACCACUACACGGCCAACUACAUCAAGCACAAGACCGGCACCCCUCCCGACGACGACUUCCUCGGCAACCUCGAGACGCUCUUCUACUCCAAGAGCGGCGAGUGCAUCGGCCCCGAGACGCAGUCCUUCUGGCUCCGCCCCCACGCCCAGGGUUUCCGGGACUUGCUCAACUGGCUGAGCAAGAGGUACGGCUACCCCAAGAUCUACGUCACCGAGAACGGCACCUCGCUCAAGGGCGAGAACGACAUGAGCCUGGAGCAGAUUGUCGAGGACGACUUUAGAGUCAAGUACUUUGACGACUAUGUCCACGCCAUGGCCAAGGCCUUCUCAGAGGAUGGCGUCAACGUCCGGGGUUACCUGGCCUGGUCGCUGAUGGACAACUUUGAAUGGGCUGAGGGGUACGAGACGAGGUUUGGUGUGACGUAUGUCGACUAUGAGAAUGAUCAGAAGAGAUACCCCAAGAAGAGCGCCAAGGCGAUGAAGCCGCUGUUUGAGAGCUUGAUUAAGAAGGAGUAA
This is a messenger RNA of Podospora anserina S mat+, 1431 nucleotides long. RefSeq lists its product as uncharacterized. The transcript is spliced from 2 exons. NCBI's taxonomy places the organism in Eukaryota, Fungi, Ascomycota, Sordariomycetes, Sordariales, Podosporaceae. Bases 1 to 1431 code for a protein of 476 amino acids. The record is from RefSeq and is a predicted model, not a curated record. Gene Ontology annotation, molecular function: beta-glucosidase activity. Gene Ontology annotation, biological process: carbohydrate metabolic process.